Molecule: messenger RNA, 3315 nt
Organism: Hirsutella rhossiliensis
Lineage: Eukaryota; Fungi; Ascomycota; Sordariomycetes; Hypocreales; Ophiocordycipitaceae
Product: chitin synthase domain-containing protein
Exons: 6
Coding region: 1-3315 (1104 amino acids)
Cellular component (GO): cell septum; cell periphery
Molecular function (GO): chitin synthase activity
Source: RefSeq, a predicted model, not a curated record
AUGUCUCUACCAGAGAGGCCCGGCGGCAGUCCUGGCUACGACCAGCGCAGCACAUAUAGACACUCUCCAUCCCGGCGAUCGCGCCCCGCCGAUGUCGAAGCCGCCGAGACCGCCCCUCUGUCAUCCCCUCGCCCCCAUGGCCACGCCAGGCAAGCUUCCGCCGACCUGCUCCCCUCGCGCAAGAGGAGCCUCGUCAGGCCCGAGAGGAACCGGAUCGGCAAGGACCAUCGCAACUACCACUACCACAAACAUGCCGCCAACAUGGACGUCCUGCCCUCGUCAACCGGCAACGAUCCCAUCCUCGAGAACAUCGACGGCUCCACGGAGCGAUCCGCCAGCGGGGACCAUGAAAAGGACGCUGCUCGUGUGAGAAGCCGCCCGGCUCGGACCAAGUCGGGCAAGAUCACCAAGCAGCCGAACCAGCUCCGGCCUCCGAGUUUCUGGAACGUCUACUGCGCCAUUGUCACCUUUUGGUGCCCCGACUUCAUCCUGAGAUGCUUCGGCAAGACAACCAAGGCCCAGAGGCGAGCAUGGAGGGAAAAAAUGGGGCUCAUCAGCAUCAUCCUCUUCAUCAUGGCCAUUGUCGGCUUCCUCACCUUUGGCUUCACCGCCACCGUCUGCAGCGCCCCGCCACUGCGCCUCCGUGUCAACGAGGUGUCGGCUGGCUUCAUGAUCUUUCACGGCAUCGCCUACGACCUCGCUAGCUCUCAUCAUCCUCCCGCUGAAGGCAUCCCGCUCCGGCAAGACGGCACUGGUGCCAACGUCCUGUUCGACCUCCCGGAGAAGCGUGGUGGGCAGGAUGGAAGCUUCCUCUUCCAGAAUGUCAAUGGCCACUGCAAGGGCCUCAUCACGCUGGCUCAGAAUUCCGACGUGCCCACCGAUGGGAAUGGCGACCUGGCUUGGUACUUCCCCUGUACCACCUUUAACCAGGACGGGUCGACCCAGCCGAACCUCACCACUCCGUUUUACCUGGGCUACAGCUGCCACACGACUGCAAAUGCUCGCAACGCCUUCUAUCGCGACCUGAGCGGCGCUGCCGCAGUGUACUUUACGUGGGACGAUAUCAAGAACAGUUCCCGCAAUCUGCUCGUGUAUUCCGGCAGCGUCCUGGACCUCAACCUCCUCAACUGGUUCAACGAGAGCCAGGUCGCCAUCCCCGACCGCUUCAAGGAGCUGCGUGAUCCCAGCAGCUCAGUCAACAAGGCCCUCCGCGGCCGCGACGUCACUCGCAUGUUUCAGUCCUCGGACGACAAACGGUACGCCCAGUGCUUCGAGGAAAUCAUCAAGGUCGGCUCCGUCGACACCGAGACUGUCGGCUGCAUCGCGUCAAAGGUUGUCCUGUACUGCGCCCUCAUCCUCAUCCUGUCGGUCGUCCUGUCUAGAUUCAUCCUCGCUCUCGUAUUUCAAUGGUUCAUCAGCCGCCACUACGCUGCUUCCAAGACGUCGCAGACUUCGGACCGCAGGAAGCGCAACCAACAGAUUGAGGAUUGGUCCGAGGACAUUUACCGCGCCCCGGCCCGCCUUCCCGGUGACGUCGGCAGCUCGGCGGUCGGGCAGGGCAACGACAGCCGGGCGAGCUUCCUCCGCUCUGAAACGUAUGGCAGCUCCAGCCUGCCCGAGGGCCCCGGUCCGGCCGGCUUCAUCCACGAUGCCGUGGUACCGCAGCCUCCCUCGGACUGGAUGCCCUUUGAUUUCCCGUUGGCGCAUACUAUGUGUCUGGUCACCGCCUACUCGGAAGGAAAAGAGGGAAUUCGAACGACUCUCGACUCGAUUGCCACGACAGACUAUCCCAACAGCCACAAAUGCAUCGUGGUCAUCUGCGACGGCAUCAUCAAGGGCAAGGGCGAGGCCAUCUCGACUCCCGACGUCUGCCUGGGCAUGCUCAAGGACCACUCGACCCCACCCGACCUUGUCCAGCCGUUCUCGUACGUUGCCGUCGCCAGCGGUUCGAAGCGACACAACAUGGCGAAGGUGUACUGCGGAUUCUACGACUACGGCGCCCAGUCGCAGAUCCCGACGGACCGCCAGCAGCGCGUGCCCAUGAUGGUGGUUGUCAAGUGCGGCACCCCCGACGAAGCGGCCAAGUCCAAACCCGGCAACCGAGGCAAGCGAGACAGUCAGAUCAUCCUCAUGUCCUUUCUCCAAAAGGUCAUGUUUGACGAGCGCAUGACGGAGCUCGAGUACGAAAUGUUCAACGGUCUGUGGAAGGUGACGGGGAUAUCACCCGACUACUACGAGAUCGUGCUCAUGGUCGACGCUGACACCAAGGUCUUCCCGGACAGCUUGACGCACAUGGUCUCCGCCAUGGUCAAGGACCCCGAGAUCAUGGGCCUCUGCGGCGAGACCAAGAUUGCCAACAAGCGGGACAGCUGGGUCACUGCUAUUCAGGUGUUUGAGUAUUUUGUGUCGCAUCAUCUGGCCAAGUCGUUUGAGUCCGUCUUUGGCGGCGUCACCUGCCUGCCCGGCUGCUUCUGCAUGUACCGUAUCAAGGCGCCCAAAGGCGGGCAGAACUACUGGGUCCCGAUCCUGGCCAACCCGGACAUCGUGGAGCACUACUCGGAGAACGUGGUGGAGACUCUGCACGAGAAGAACCUCUACCUCUUGGGCGAGGACCGCUUCCUGACGACGCUCAUGCUGCGGACGUUUCCCAAGCGCAAGCAGGUCUUUGUGCCUCAGGCCGUCUGCAAGACGACUGUGCCGGACAAGUUUAUGGUUUUGCUGUCUCAGCGGCGUCGCUGGAUCAACUCGACUAUCCACAACCUCAUGGAACUGGUGCUCGUCCGGGACCUGUGCGGCACCUUUUGCUUCAGCAUGCAGUUUAUCAUUUUCGUCGAACUGGUGGGCACUCUGGUGCUCCCCGCUGCAAUCGCCUUUACCUUUUAUGUUGUCAUCACCUCGAUCGUCCAUUCGCCACCGCAGAUUAUCCCUCUUGUGCUGCUGGCGCUCAUCCUCGGUCUCCCCGGCGUCCUCAUCAUCGUGACGGCCCACUCGUGGUCGUACGUGAUUUGGAUGCUAAUCUACCUGCUCUCUCUACCCAUCUGGAACUUUGUUCUCCCGACGUACGCCUUCUGGAAGUUUGACGACUUCUCGUGGGGCGACACGCGUAAGACGGCGGGAGAGAAGUCCAAGAAGGGCGGACAUGAGAAUCAGGGCGAGUUUGACAGUAGUAAGAUUACCAUGAAGAGGUGGGCCGAAUUUGAGCGCGAGAAACGCUCCAAGAACACUUACUGGGGCUCGAGGGAAAACGUUGUCGGCAGCGGCUGGGCCUCGACGCCCGGGCCGUACCACAACGACGAGUAUCAUUUGGAUGUAUGA